UUCGACCGUUUGGCUUUAAUUUAGUGUGUUUGCUGUUUACCAAUUAUCUAUUAGGUCCGGUGUGUAUAGUGCGUCCCCGUGAACUAUAGAAACAAAGAGUAAAUAGAUGUCAUUCACAUUUCACAUUACGUGGAACUUUCGUGUGUUCGUCUUCUUAACUUAAUGCGGUUAUCAGAAGGUACUUAAACCAGAUGAAGCUAUAUAUCAAUGACCUAGAUUAGUUUUUAAUGAUCACUACGCAGUUGGAAAUGUGACGAAAAUCUUAUUUAUUCGGAAAGGUAAAACGCUAUAUUUUGUCCAAAUGACAGCUGACAUUUUCAUUUGACAUUCGUUGAGUAUCGUUCAAUGUUGUCUCAUUUCCGGCGUUCAACUACAAUUUCAGGAAACUUUAUGUUUUUGCCGUUUUCCCAGCAUCAGAAUUUACUUCCGCCGCGGACCCUCCAGUGUAAGAGAACAAUGUAUACAAAGAUGCCAAUUCGAAAGUGAGGAUUAUUUACUUUUAAAGGAGGACUUACAGUUUAUCAUGACAGUUAACGUAUUGAUCUAGUUCAUGACACUACCCCGUUUAAAAAUAAAGACAAUAUAGAAACAUUAUUUACGGUACAGGAUGCGUUUGGAUAUGUAAAAGAAUAUAAUGGCGACUGUUAACGACACUGUGAUCGACGAUAAUGGUGGAAUUUCAGUAGAGGAGUUGCAGGCUGUUAUUGGCAUUCUAUCCGUGUUUGCGUUAUUUGGAACAAUUGGAAACGCGCUGGCAUUUUAUGUUUUUUACAACCUCAAACAGAAAUUAACAUCAACCAUCUUUAUUCUGGCAUUAGCUGCCACGGAUUUUAUCACGUGCCUCGUUACCAUCCCCUACACAAUCGCCGUAGAGUCACUAAAGUAUUUUAUAGAUGAUGCCGUUUGUAAAAUUUACCAUUUUCUGAUAACGACAACGAUUCCAUUUUCGGCAUUUGUUAUGGUUGCUAUAGCGAUUGAUCGAUAUUUGUGCAUUUGUCAUCCUUUCUUACAUGUAAUGACAAUAAGAAGAGCUAAGAUUAUUGUGGUUUGCUUGGGGGUAUUAUCUUUCUUGUUAGGGAUUACCGCCUGUGUUCACCACACGACCUGGGUUGUUCACGAGACGACCGUAGAAGACAACCUUACGUCAACCGUUAAGCCCUUUGUUGAUAAUGCGCUCACGCUCAGUGGUGGUGGUGGCACAAGCGUUGUGCAAUAUUCAUCAUAUCCCACAGGCUUUACAAAUCGACAAAAUUUAACGUCAAUCGGCAGUACACUGACCAUAUCGGUUAACGGUACGGCCACGCCCACACCUCUAAAAACUGUUAAAGCUUUUAUUGACAAAGGGCAAUGUCAAACACACAAGGAUUUUAUCGAUCCGACAUUUUUCUUGGUGUUUCAAAAGAUUUACUCUGCACUGUUCUUGAUCUGUUGUCUCAUAGUGCUGGUUCUGUAUAGUCUCAUUUAUCGCUUUGUAAUCUCGAAACGAAAGAAGCGACUCCAGAUUAAGUCAACCCGCUGUUGUUUUACAGCAGAAAACACACACAUUGAAAAUGAACAGACUGAAGCCACCGUGGCCCUCGAAUUAAGUCAAACCGCCAAUGGCUAUAAAGUGAAAAACAAAAGUAACGACACCCAAGCUGAGAAUCACACAGCAAAUGGAACUAAUUCGAGUGUGUCGAAAGUACGUGUGGAGAGAAUGAGAAUGGCCAGCAUUAAAACUGCCUUUAUGCUUUUUAUAGUCACGCUUGUUUUCAUUUUUGCCUUUUUACCAGCCUGGUUAAUGGCACAUCAACUUGUUUCGCUUAAUUUGGUUGUUUUCUAUAUGUAUUUUAUCUAUAAUGUGGCGAAUCCCUUCAUAUAUGCUUUCCUUAAUAACAAUUUCAGAGCUGAACUCAAAAAUAUGUUCCGCUCUGGCUAGUUCAUGUAAUGUGAAACAAUAAUUGAAAUCAAAUUUGUCGAAAAGUAUUGACUGCCUUUUUAUUGUUUAUGUGAUCAAUAUGAAAAUGUCUGUUGUUAUUUACAAAGACAUUUUCAGAUAAAGACAAUAACAAAUAUUGGAACAACAAGAAUACAUCUUUUUGGAAAUUUGUUACACUAUUAAUUACGCUUUAAGUUUUAUUUUGUUUUGAUCAGAUUAAUUGUAAAACCCCGCCACCGUCCUCCAGACACCAAAUCCGGAACAUCCCCGCUGGAUUAUAACUUCCCAGUCUAUCACUUCUACCUGAAAGCAAGGAUAAUGAAUAAGAUUUCCAUUUACUUUGUCUAACAAACGUACUCAAUGACUGUCAGAUUUAAUAAGACAAUUUUAAUUAUUGGCUUAGAGGAAUACGCUUAUGGCUGUCAGAUGCUUCUAGACACGAGAAAUAUAAACAUAUCCAAACAUACUGACCAAAGCCAUAUGAGCACGAAGUCUAAGAGUUGCGGUACAGCUACAAUCCCUCGGUGUAUUCUACUAUAUGGUAUUUGAAUACCCGGGGAAGAUCAUCACGAAUCUAGGUAUAAUAUCACAUGGCCUUCACAGCAAUAAAUCACCCCUGGUGGUCAAGGAGCCAGGCAUAAUGUAUCCGUUUAGAAGACCGAGUCAUGGUGUAUUUCAAAAUUGCAAUCAGGUGACAUAUUCUAAUCCCUACUAGCAAUGAAUUAAGGUCAGUAUUCGAGUGCAUUUGAGUUUUUAAAUGAUGAUAAUUUGAACCUAAGAUGAAAACAUCUACCCGACACAGUUUAUGGUUACAAAACACGGGUUAUUUUGAACAAGAAUUAACAAGGACACCUAGAAUUAUCAAACGGAUCGGAAGUUUCUUAAUUUCCCAUUACAAUUCCUUUGCCACCUGUAACUUAGACUACAAUUUCUAGGGUUUUAAGGGGAAUAUUCUGUUGAAUUGUAACCGACAGGAACCCAAUGAUUUGAAAUACAACAUCAUUUAUUUAGUAAUUUAUGUUUGGUUUUAUUAUUAUUGGUGCAAGAUUAUUUGUGUAGGUAAUAUAAUAUAUGUAAAUAUUUUGUUCACACGUAAUAAAUACGAGAUGAUUUUCCGCUAUAAUUUCAAGUCUGUUUUAUAGUCUCUAUUUUGCAUGUACUCAAUUACAUAUUUAUUAAGAAUGGCCAAAUGUUAUGUGUAAAUAAAAUUGUAAAUACAUUA
This is a messenger RNA of Patella vulgata (common limpet), 3140 nucleotides long. RefSeq names its product lysophosphatidic acid receptor 4. Gene Ontology annotation, biological process: neuropeptide signaling pathway. The transcript is spliced from 2 exons. The record is from RefSeq and is a predicted model, not a curated record. NCBI's taxonomy places the organism in Eukaryota, Metazoa, Mollusca, Gastropoda, Patellidae. Bases 635 to 1918 code for a protein of 427 amino acids. Gene Ontology annotation, molecular function: G protein-coupled peptide receptor activity. Gene Ontology annotation, cellular component: membrane.